Messenger RNA from Gossypium raimondii (Peruvian cotton), 1919 nucleotides. RefSeq names its product xylose isomerase. Gene Ontology annotation, molecular function: xylose isomerase activity. The record is from RefSeq and is a predicted model, not a curated record. The transcript is spliced from 21 exons. Gene Ontology annotation, biological process: carbohydrate metabolic process. Lineage: Eukaryota; Viridiplantae; Streptophyta; Magnoliopsida; Malvales; Malvaceae. Bases 181 to 1608 code for a protein of 475 amino acids.
CAGUGAGACACGUAAUCUUUAUCCAAAAAAAUAUAAUAAUAAUUUUCAUAUAAUUAUGAAUUCAAUGUAGCUAUAAAUACAGAGUCAUCAUCCUCAGUGCUUGUUUCUGCUCUUCUUAUCAAAACCCUUUUUUUCUUAAUCAAAUCUGGUUCAGUUCGCAUAAUAGUAACGCAUAAAAGUAUGGCUGGGAGGAUUUUAUUACUAGUUCUUUUUAUGAAUGCUGCCUUUUUAAUAGUGAAUGCUGUACCAGAAACAUGCCCUGCUGAUCUCGGUGGAAAAUGUGGUGAAGAUGGUGAAUGGGAAGGGGAAUUUUUCCCUGGAGUUCCUAAAAUUAAGUAUGAGGGUCCUUCUAGCAAGAAUCCACUUUCAUACAAAUGGUACAAUGCAGAAGAAGUGAUUCUUGGGAAGAAAAUGAAGGACUGGUUGAGAUUUAGUGUUGCAUUUUGGCAUACAUUUCGUGGAACAGGUGCCGAUCCUUUUGGUGCACCCACAAAGGCUUGGCCAUGGGAAGAUGGUACCAAUUCCAUUGCUAUGGCCAAAAGAAGAAUGAGAGCCAACUUCGAAUUCCUAAACAAGCUUGGAGUUGAUAGGUGGUGUUUCCAUGACAGGGACAUUGCUCCUGAUGGCAAAACACUAAAGGAAACUAAUUCAAACUUGGAUGAAGUUGUGGCACUUGCUAAAGAGCUUCAGGGGGACAAGAUCCGUCCACUGUGGGGUACUGCUCAACUAUUUAUGCAUCCUCGUUACAUGCAUGGUGCUGCUACAAGCUCUGAGUUGGGUGUUUAUGCCUAUGCUGCUGCUCAAGUUAAGAAAGCUAUGGAGGUGACACAUUAUCUCGGGGGAGAAAAUUAUGUAUUUUGGGGUGGUCGUGAGGGAUACCAAACACUCUUGAACACAGACAUGGAAAGAGAGCUUGAUCAUAUGGCAAAAUUUCUUGAAGCUGCUGCUGCCUACAAGAAGAAGAUUGGAUUCAAUGGAACUCUACUGAUUGAACCUAAGCCUCAAGAACCUACCAAACAUCAGUAUGACUGGGAUGCUGCAACAACACUUAACUUCUUGCAUAAAUAUGGGCUGCUUGGAGAAUUCAAACUUAACAUUGAGUGUAACCAUGCGACACUCUCUGGUCACAGCUGCCAUCAUGAUCUUGAGACUGCAAGAAUCAAUGGAAUGUUAGGAAAUAUUGAUGCAAACACUGGGGAUCCUCAAGUUGGUUGGGACACAGAUCAGUUCUUGACUGAUGUCGGGGAGGCAACCAUGGUUAUGCUAAGUGUGAUAAGAAAUGGAGGAUUAGCACCAGGAGGCUUCAACUUCGAUGCAAAAUUACGGAGAGAGAGUACAGAUGUUGAGGACUUGUUCAUUGCUCAUAUUAGUGGAAUGGACACCUUGGCUCGUGGACUCCGAAAUGCUGCUAAACUGAUUGAGGAUGGUUCUUUGGCUGAGCUUGUUCGUAAACGAUAUUCUAGCUUUGACACAGAACUUGGUGCCCAGAUUGAGGCUGGUAAAGCUGAUUUUGAAAUGCUUGAGAAGAAAGCCAUGGAAUGGGGAGAGCCCAAGGUUGCUUCAGCCAAGCAGGAACUUGCAGAGAUGAUUUUCCAAUCUGCACUUUAGGAUACCUUGAUUGACCGAUUAUGGUCAAUGUUUUCGGUUUUUCCUUUUAGUUAGGAAUAAGCCAUGAUGCUUAUACAAAUAAUUAGAUUUAUGUAGUUUAUAACAAUGCAUUAGUGCUUAGGUUUUUAAGAAAAAUGGUAUGUUUUAGUAGUUGAACUCUUGGUGGUAUGCCACCUUACCAUGAAGGGAAUCCAUGCCCUUUUUAGGUACCCUUCUUGGAAUGUUGUGGAUAAGUGAUGGCAAGUUUGGCUUUAAAUAAAAGGAAAUUGAAUAAAAUUAUCUCAGGGGGUUCAUGCCUUCAUGGUUCUUAA